Messenger RNA from Coffea eugenioides, 2299 nucleotides. RefSeq names its product pentatricopeptide repeat-containing protein At2g35030, mitochondrial. The record is from RefSeq and is a predicted model, not a curated record. Gene Ontology annotation, molecular function: protein binding; RNA binding. NCBI's taxonomy places the organism in Eukaryota, Viridiplantae, Streptophyta, Magnoliopsida, Gentianales, Rubiaceae. Bases 16 to 1725 code for a protein of 569 amino acids. The transcript has a single exon. Gene Ontology annotation, biological process: RNA modification.
GCGAGGGCCAACUCCAUGAUCAGUAGGCUGAGCAAAAAGGGUCGAAUUCUUGAAGCACAGGAACUGUUUGAUAAAAUGCCUGACCCAGAUGUUAUUUCGUGGACGGCUUUGAUUACUGGGUAUGUGAAAUGUGGCAUGAUUGAUGAAGCAAGAGAUUUGUUUGACAGAGUUGAUGUUAAGAAAAAUGUGGUAACUUGGACAGCGAUGAUUAAUGGCUUUGUGAAAACGAGGAGGAUUAUGGAGGCAGAGAGGCUAUUUAAUGAAAUGCCUGAAAAAAAUGUUGUUUCUUGGAAUACUAUGAUCGAUGGCUAUGUGAAAUGUGGUAGACUUGAUAGAGCUUUGGGGUUGUUUGAGAGGAUGGACGAGCGGAAUGUGGUUUCUUGGAAUAUAGUCAUUGCGGGGUUAAUUCAGUAUGGUAGAAUUGAGGAGGCCAGGGAGAUUUUUAAUAGGAUGCCAGAAAGGAAUUUGAUUUCUUGGACUUCUAUGGUUGCAGGUUUGUCAAGGAAUGGGAGAGUGGAUGAAGCUAAGUUGUUGUUUGAGAGGAUGCCUGAGAGGAAUGUUGUUUCAUGGAAUGCAAUGAUUACUGGUUAUGCACAGAAUUCAAGGUUGAAUGAAGCUUUUGAUUUGUUUGAGAGGAUGCCAGUGAAGGAUGUCACAUCAUGGAAUACAAUGACAACAGGCUUUAUCCAAAAUGGAGAUUUGGCAAUGGCAAAUAGGCUGUUUAAUGAAAUACCCGAAAAGAAUGUUGUAUCAUGGACUGUGAUGAUCAAUGCACAUGUGCAAGGUGGUCAAAGUGAGGAGGCAUUGAGGAUUUUCAUUGAUAUGCUUGCACAUAGUGGGGUUAGGCCUAAUGAAGGAACUUUUGUAAGUGUCUUGGUUGCUUGUGGUGACUUGGCUUCUCUUGCUGAGGGAAGGCAAAUUCACCAGCUAAUUAGCAAGACUGUUUAUCAGAAGUGCGAUUUUAUCAUUUCAGCACUUAUAAGUAUGUACUCCAAAUGUGGAGAGUUAUUAACAGCUAGGAAGGUCUUUAAUGAUGGGAUAAGAGGGCAGAGGGAUUUGGUCUCUUGGAAUGGUAUCAUCACAGCCUAUGCUCACCAUGGACACGGUAAAGAGGUAAUAAAAUUGUUUCACGAAAUGCAAAAUAUGGGACUGAAUCCAAAUGAUGUGACGUAUGUGGGAUUGCUUACUGCUUGCAGCCAUGCUGGUCUAGUGGAGGAGGGUUUCAGAUAUCUUGAUAUGCUUGUGAAUGACAGGUCCAUAAAAUUGAGAGAAGAUCAUUAUACAUGCUUCAUUGAUCUGUGUGUUCGAGCUGGGAGGUUCAAGGAGGCCUCUAACUUCAUCAAGCAGCUUCCUAGCAAGGCAUCCCAAUAUGCUUGGGGAUCUUUUCUUGCUGCAUGUAAUGUUCAUGGGGAUGCAGUUAUAGGAAAACUGGCUGCACAAAAACUUUUAGAGGCAGAACCAGAAAAUGCUGGUUCUUUUGCACUGCUAUCUAACAUAUAUGCUGGCAGCGGGAGAUGGAGAGAAGCUGCAGAACUCAGGAUGAUUAUGAAGGAUCAGGGGCUCAAAAAACAGCCUGGUUGCAGCUGGAUUCAAGUUGGCAACGGAAUACAUCUUUUUGUUGUAGGCGAUAAAUCUCAUAGUGAAACUGAGCAAAUAUAUACUUUAAUUGGAAAUCUUCAUUCAAAAAUGAAGAAAGAUGGUACAAUUUCAGAAAUCCUAGUAUAAUAGAAGACAGUGUAUCUAUUAAUGGAAAUUUUGGAGUAUUAAUGGUUCAUGUAGGUAUGUACUGCAUGGAGUUGAAGAAAGAAUGGUUGACGUAAUGAUUUUCAAUUUUCCUGUGUAUGUUGUGUUAUGUUAGGUUUAACUAUCAAAGGAUUGAAGGUUGAUGAAGCUUUCAGUUUGUUGAGAAGAUGCCAUAGAAGGAUGUUUCAUCAUGGACAGGAGUGAUUGAAGGCUUAACCAGAAUGGAGAUUUAAGGAGAGAAAUGUUGUUGUUCAAAGAAAUACCAGAGAAGAAUGCUGGAUUUUGGACCACAAUGAACAAUGGGCAUGUGCAAGGUGGUCAAAGUGAUAAGGAAUUGAGGAAUUUCUUUGCAGGUGUUAAAAUCAUGCAAGGCCUACUCUAAGAAUUUUUUUUGUUGCUUGUACUGGCUUAGCUUGUCUUGGUGAGGAAGAUAAGGUCACCAAUAGUUAGCAUGACAGUUUCCAGAAGAGAUAUUUUGUAUAAAUGCAAUUACAGCCAAGGAUGAAGCUGCACAGCGAAGGAUGACACUGAAGGACCUUGUGCUGAAAAAACAACA